Messenger RNA from Chiloscyllium plagiosum (whitespotted bambooshark), 2542 nucleotides. RefSeq names its product DIRAS family GTPase 2 (gene diras2). Gene Ontology annotation, biological process: signal transduction. Gene Ontology annotation, cellular component: membrane. Lineage: Eukaryota; Metazoa; Chordata; Chondrichthyes; Orectolobiformes; Hemiscylliidae. The record is from RefSeq and is a predicted model, not a curated record. Gene Ontology annotation, molecular function: GTP binding; GTPase activity.
UGAAUGUGAAAAUGCAGUCUUGAAAAUACUCAGUAGGUCCAAUCUCAAAAGGGGGAUUGGACAGAUUAACGAUUGGGGAGCGCACUUUUCAAUCGGAAACCUAAACCGAUCACUCUUUAUCCAGAUGUUGACUGAAUACACCUAGACUUUGCUUUUCAUUUUUUAAAAAAAGCAAAUACUUGCAAUUUCCUACCCUGCCCAAUUGUUUAAUUUCAAUGACCGCGCGUUUAAAAAGGUAAAAUACUAGAUUUUACUAAAGCAGCGAUUUGUGAUGGCCAAACUCUCUCUUACCGCGUACCAUUAAAUUUGAUUUUAAAAUAAUAUAUUUUCUAGUUUUGACGGUAUGGAUUUGAUAAGUGCUGCGUUUCCUCGGUCUCUCCUACCCACGGAAGGUUUACGAGCAGCAUUGAUUCGGACUUAACAGAUAGGCGACUCUUGAUGCAGUAUUCUGACAAUGAGCACCCAAGGCGUAGCAGUCAAAAUUACUGAUGACGAUAUUCCGAUCCCGGUUCCCGAUCUCACACAGCGUUCUAAACAAACCAGAGAUGUAAUAACAUCCCUGCAUAGAACGCUUUCUGGUGCCUUAAAUAUCAGACAGAAACUCCCCCACCCCUCUGGCUCCUUCAAAUUAAUACUGUGCAACCUUUUGCAACGAUGAGACCUCAACAUUGAGCAGAGCGCGGCACGAUACAAGCAAUCGGAAUAUUGUAGCUUUCGUUGUCUCGUAAGGUGAUAGUCUGAAGCAGCCUGCAAGAUGCCAGAACAGAGCAACGAUUACAGGGUUGUAGUAUUCGGAGCGGGGGGCGUGGGGAAGAGCUCGCUGGUGCUGAGGUUUGUCAAAGGGACCUUCCGGGAGAGCUACAUCCCCACCAUCGAAGACACUUACCGUCAGGUCAUCAGCUGCGACAAAAGCAUCUGCACUUUACAGAUCACAGAUACCACGGGAAGUCACCAAUUCCCGGCCAUGCAGCGCCUUUCCAUCUCCAAAGGGCAUGCCUUUAUCCUCGUGUACUCCAUCACGAGCAAACAGUCUCUGGAAGAGCUGAAGCCCAUCUACGAGCAAGUAUGCCAGAUCAAGGGGGACGUGGAGAGCAUUCCCAUCAUGCUGGUGGGCAACAAGUGCGAUGACACCCUACGGGAGGUGCAGGCCAGCGAUGGCGAAUCCCAGGCCAAGCGUUGGAAGUGCGGCUUCAUGGAAACCUCUGCCAAGACCAACCAUAAUGUCAAGGAACUCUUUCAGGAACUGCUGAAUCUGGAGAAGCGCAGGGCCGUGAGCCUACAGAUCGACGGCAAGAAAUCCAAGCAGCAAAAGAGGACAGAGAAACUCAAGGGGAAGUGUGUCGUUAUGUGAAUUGUCUCCAACCGAAUAGCAACAAAAUGCAUACGUUCUGGACAACGGAUUGAGCAGAUUCACAAAAAAAAGGUCGGCUCGGGGGCAAGUGACCCUGUUGCCAACCGUUGGGGUUAUCUCCCAGAUGAAACGUGCAUUUAAAAAAAAUUCCUUUUAAGCCAAAAUUACGUUUCAAAAUAAAGUCCAAUUUCAAAACUGUCAAUUUGCUCUGAAGGACUCGGUGUGCAUUCGUAAUAAGUAACCAAGCUGCUUGUUUAAAUGAUCCGAAUGCACCGUGGAUAUUUAUAUUCCAAAACAAAGCAGCUAGUAAAAGCACACUCAUUUUUCCGUGUUCAAUCACGGAUUUUUUUUUAAUCUAUUAAAGCAUAGGGACAUAUUCACAAUAAGUAGCACCUUAUCACCGCAAACGGAUGAAUAUUAGGUCCUUUUUUCAAAGAAAACGAGAUAAAUGGUUUCAAUCAAUAUGGUUAAGCGUCAGAACAAUGGACUGUUGCUUUAAGUUAUUUAUGUAAUAAAUACAUUUAAACUUGCAUGAUGCUUUACAUUUCAAAACAUUCUGAAAUCAGUGCAGAAGGAUCAACCCUAGUGAGUUUUUCACUACAGCAACUUUUUUUUUGUUUCUCCCUCAACGGUAAGAGGAGAUUGUGGGGAAACCAAACUAAUGAAAUAGCACAUGAUCUUGCACAUCUUCAUUCGUUUAGCAUAGCAUCAAUUAAUCAAGAAAAAUUACACUGUAUUCUCAUUUAUUUAAUAUAUAUAUAAAGCGAAAGUUUGUAUAUCUGUAGAUCACUUUUCUCACUCAAUACAACGAGAAAGGAACAACUGGAAGAAACUUUGACUAAAAAGCAAAAACAACAAAGAAUUUGGUCUAAUGUUAUUGGACAUUUGAAGAAAGUCCACAGAAGUUGAAAUAUACAACUAAAGCAGUGAUCCCAAGCAGGUGAAGGAUAGUUAAUUUGGACAGAUUAAUUCUUCCAAACGCUCCAUAUGGAAAUGUAUUUUUUGUUUUGUGGAGCAACUUGCUAUGAUAUGAACAUAAAGCAAUUGUAUUUAUUCUUUUUUGGAGCAUUGAAGUAUAUUUCAUUAUUGUUAUUUAAAUGCCUGUACAGUCAUCUGUGCCUACACUUUCUAUAUUUUACAGUCCUACGCUGUAUAUUUCAAAUCCACAAUAAAAUAUUUGAGUUUAUCAAA